AUUACUAUGAUUGCAUUGAUGAUCAUAUUGUAUGUAUACUUUGUGUUAGUUAUUUACCCUUUGGAACUAUACUGUUCAUGUUCUGAUAAUGUUAUCAUUCUUGUUCAUUUUUUCUUGUAGGUUUUGGAGAAGUGAAACAAUAUGAAGAAUAAAAUAAGGAUUGAAAAGCCUAGAAGAGGUGGAUUUAGGAGGGGUUUGGGACAGAUAAUCAAGUGUUUAUGCACCAGAAAUCAAUUAAGAAAAUAAGACAAAAUGAUAUCAGAAUCCCUUGUUGCCGAAAACAGUGAGAAAAAGCCAGAUAUUAGGAAUAUAGAAGAAGCUGAAUUGUCUCUGCUUGAAAGCAGUUCACUGAAUUAGGAGGAAGCAAUAGCAUUGCUGGGAAGAAUUGAAUAUCAGAAAGGAAAUAUAGAAGCUGCACUGCAUGUGUUUGGUGGAAUAGAUAUCGCAACAAUAGUAGAACAGAGUAAGAGACGAUCACAUGAUGAUGCUCCUCCACAAAUGUCUAUCCAUACUGUUAGUCUGCUGGUAGAAGCAAUAUUUCUGAAAGCAAAAUCAUUGCAGCAUCUGCAAAGGUUUAGAGAAGCUGCUCAAACCUGCAAAGUUAUUCUGGACAUAGUUGAAUUUUCAAUACCACAAGGCUUGCCUGAAAACUUUACUGCUGACUGUAAAGUGCAGGAGACUCUAAACGAGGCAGUCAAGAUGCUUCCAGAAUUAUGGAAAUGUAGUGAUUCUCCACAUGAAGCAAUCUUGUCCUACCAGCAGGCUCUUCUCCAUCAGUGGAAUCUUGAUGCUGAAACUAUUGCAAGGAUUCAAAACCAGUUUGCCUUAUUUCUUUUGUAUUAUGGAGGUGAAGCACUGCCUCCAAAUCCCUGCUCGCAAAUGGACGGUUCCUUCAUCCCUAGAAAUAACAUAUAGGAAGCUAUACUUUUGUUAAUGAUACUAUUAAAAAGAGUUUCUUCGAAAAGAAUUGAAUGGGAUCCAUCAAUAUUGGAUCAUCUGUCAUUUGCUCUCUCCUUGUCUGGGGAUUUGAGGGCUUUGGCUAACCAAAUAGAAGAACUACUUCCAGGGUUUAUUUGUCGCAAAGAAAGAUACAUAGCUUUAUGUUAUUAUGGAACAGGCGAAGAUUUGGUUGCUUUGAAUCUAUUGCGAAAAUUGUUGCAUAGUAUAGAGGAUCCACACUGUGUUCCAGCAUUGUUAAUGGCAUCAAGAAUUUGCGGGGAACAACCUAAUCUUGUGGAAGAAGGAAUGAAUUUUGCUCAUAGAUCCCUUGAAAGCCUGGACAAUGAAUGCAGUGAGUUGGAAGGUAUUGCUAACCUUUUAUUAGGUGUGGCUCAUUCGACACAUUCAAAGUCAGCAGUAUCCAAUUUUGAGACAGUUGCCAGAUGGUCUAAGGCACUUCAGACCGUGGAAAAGGCCGGGAAUAUUACAAGCAUGAAAGACCCUAAUAUUCUUUAUCAUCUGAGCCUGGAAAAUGUUAAGCAGAGAAAAUUGGAAGGUGCACUUUAUUAUGCAAAGUCAUUACUAAAACUAGAAGGCGGUUUUAACAUUAAGGGGUGGUUGUUGUUGGCCCGCGUAUUGUCAGCUUAAAAACGUUUUGUGGAUAGUGAAACCAUUCUCAAUGCCACCUUGGAUCAAACCGGAAAAUGGGACCAAAGAGAAUUGUUGCACACCAAAGCUAAGAUUCAACUUGCACAGGGACAGCUCAAAAACGCUUUUGACACGUAUACUCAACUUCUUGGCAUUCUUCACGUACAGAAUAAAAGCUUUGGUUCCAGGAAGAAACUUCAUAAGGAUUGCAGAUGCUAUUCUAGAAGUUUUGAACAGGAAAUAUGGCAUGAUCUAGCUUAUCUCUACAUAAGCUUGUCAAGAUGGCAAGAUGCUGAGAUUUGUCUUUCAAAAUCGAAUGCCAUUAGUUCUUUCUCUGCUGUUAGAAAUCAUGCCACCGGUGUACUUUAUGAAAGAAAAGGACUGCUGAAAGAAGCUCUCAUGGCUUUUCAGAGCGCUUUGGAUAUCGAUCUCGAUCAUUCCCCAAGCUUGAUAUCAGCAGCUGGUGUGCUCAGACAACUCAAAUGUCAACCCGAUGCAGUUGUAAAAAGCUUGUUGAUGAAUACUCUCCGAGUUGAUAGAAUGAAUCCAUCAGCAUGGUAUAAUCUCGGUCUGCUUCUCAAAGCUGAAGGCACCCCAUUGUCGCUAGAAGAAGCUGCCGAAUGUUUUCAGGCUGCUGCCAUUCUUGGGGAACUCGGCACCCGCCUGUUGAUCCAUUCAGAUUAAUUUUCGGCAUUUUAAAUAUUUUUAAUUAAUUAAUUUUCGGCAAUUUAAACAAAAUUUAAUAUUAAUUUUUUGAAACAUUUAUAUUGUAAAUAUAUUUGUAUCAUAAGAAACAAUAGACAAUGAAAAUGUAAUUGAAAUUAAAUAUAAA
Molecule: messenger RNA, 2419 nt
Organism: Gossypium arboreum
Lineage: Eukaryota; Viridiplantae; Streptophyta; Magnoliopsida; Malvales; Malvaceae
Product: protein NPGR2
Molecular function (GO): protein binding
Source: RefSeq, a predicted model, not a curated record